Molecule: messenger RNA, 5809 nt
Organism: Manduca sexta (tobacco hornworm)
Lineage: Eukaryota; Metazoa; Arthropoda; Insecta; Lepidoptera; Sphingidae
Product: multidrug resistance-associated protein 4
Exons: 25
Coding region: 270-4454 (1394 amino acids)
Biological process (GO): transmembrane transport
Cellular component (GO): membrane
Molecular function (GO): ATP hydrolysis activity; ATP binding; ABC-type transporter activity
Source: RefSeq, a predicted model, not a curated record
UGCAUCUAAGCCGGGUCUCAUCAGCUUUAUAUAAACCUGCAAGCAGCCCGCGCGCCCAUCAGUAGUACAGAGGUUAGCGCUCGCUUCGUGUCGUUACCAGUAAAGCGCUUUGCGCAUGCGCAUCCCGGCCCUUGCGCCAUUACCGCGAACACUACUCUCAAGACCAAAAUGCUGAUCACACCACAAUAAUUUAGUGUGAAUAAAAAAUCGCAUAUUAAUUACGGUCGAUUUCCUGUAUUUUUAAUAUUUUUGGAAUUCAAUAAUAAAAAAUGGUCAGUGGCAAUAAAGAUUCGAGCGAUUUCCAGAAAGUGCCACCUAAAAAUCGUGAAAAGAAAACUAAUAAUUACAAAAGAGCACAUUUCCUGUCGAAAACAUGGUUUAUCUGGAUGAUACCGACGUUUUGGCGGGGAUACAAGCGGGAUCUCUACGACUCCGACCUUACCAAGCCCAAGGACAAUCAUCUGUCCGACAAACUUGGCGACCGGCUAGAAAAAAAAUGGUUGGAAGAAAUAGCAUUAGCUAACAAGAAAGGACGAAAGCCGUCACUACUCCGUGCAAUGACCAAGGCGUUUUGGAUGAGUUACGCUCCUUCUGGGAUUAUGUUCCUCAUACAAGCUCUAAUACUCAAGCCUUUCCAACCAGUGGCGUUAAGUAUGAUGCUCUCGUACUGGGAGCCUGGCUCUGACAUGUCGUACGAGCAAGCCGUAUACUGUGCCACUGCCGUGAUUGUUAUGUCGCUGCUCAUAGCGUUCCUCAACCAUCAUGGAACCUACUCCACGCAGCAAUUUGGAAUGAAAGUUCGCAUAGCCGCCUGUUCUCUUAUAUACAGAAAGGUUAUGCGCAUGAGCUCUGGCGCUUUAGCGCAAACAACAGCGGGUCAAGUGGUGAACCUUCUCUCGAACGAUGUAAAUCGGUUUGAUUACGCGUUCAUCUACACCCAUUUUAUUUGGCUCCUACCGCUUCAAGUCAUCGUCGUAUGCUAUCUCAUCUACAUUAAAAUUGGAUACGCCGCUAUAGUUGGAGUCAUCGGAAUCGUAUUGCAAACAAUACCUGUACAGUCUUACAUGAGUAAAUUGGCUGCCAGACUUCGAAUGAGGACCGCUUGCAAAACAGACGAGCGAGUGCGCAUCAUGGACGAAAUCAUCAGCGGCAUGCAGGUGAUCAAAAUGUACGCCUGGGAAAAACCAUUCGAACAAGUUGUAGCCAUGGCUAGGAAGAACGAGAUCACCUGCAUCACAUCGGCUUCGUACCUGCGCGGAGUGUACCUCAGCUUCAUGGUGUUCACGGAGCGACUAACACUAUACAUCACGCUCCUGUCCUACUCCCUGUUCGGUUAUCAAGUUACUGCGGAUAUUGUAUUCCCAUUGGCGCAAUUCUUCAACACAUUGCAAGGAACACUAUCGAUAAUCAUGUCAAAUGCCGUGUCCUUUUUGGCCGAGGCGCUGAUCUCAGUGCAACGCCUCGAGGCGUUCAUGCUGUUCGAUGAAAGAGAAGACCUUCGAAGCGUUCCAGACGUAGAUAUUGCUAAAUUAGUACAAAGCGUGGAAAAACAAAAAAAUAAGAAUUUAAGUGAAGUUGACCUGCGUCCCAAUACAUUUAAAAAAAUCGACGUGGAAGGAAUUUAUAAUCCCGGGUUUGAAUGCACUGAGAAAGGGUUAAUGGCUCAUCAACCACUGUCUGCCAUGGUCGUGAACCCCGACACAGGCAUCGCGUUACAAGACGUGUUUGCAAACUGGACAGAAGAUGGGCCAGCGACGCUGCAUGAUAUUAACAUUACCGUUCCAAAGGGAAAGCUUUGUGCUAUUAUCGGCUCUGUUGGAUCUGGAAAGAGUUCGAUCCUACAACUACUUUUGAAUGAACUCCGAGCAACAAGCGGUCGUAUUUACCUGUCUGGUCCCCUGGCUUACGCGUGCCAGGAGCCGUGGCUCUUCGUGGCCACUGUCCGACAGAAUAUUUUGUUUGGAUUGCCUUACAAUUCCAAAAAGUACAAGGAGGUGGUAAGAGUAUGUGCGCUGCAGAAAGACUUUCAACAAUUCCCUCAUGGUGACCAAACUUUGGUGGGGGAACGAGGAGCGUCCUUAUCUGGAGGGCAAAGAGCUCGCAUCAAUCUUGCCAGAGCUGUUUACAGACAAGCAGAUAUCUACCUUCUUGAUGAUCCGUUGUCAGCUGUUGACGCCCACGUCGGCCGCCAACUGUUCGACGAGUGUAUUAACGGAUACCUCCGCCACACCACGCGUAUCCUCGUCACCCACCAACUGCACUACCUCAAAGCCGCUGAUUACAUCGUCAUCAUGAACAACGGCACAGUCGAUGCCAGCGGCACUUAUGAAGAACUAUUGACCUCAGGCAAAGACUUCGCAAAAUUACUGUCUUCCUCACAAGACGAGAAUCAGGAUGAAGCUGAAACUGAAAAACCGCCGCCAAUGUCCAGAAGAACAUCGGCAAGACUAUCAACCACUCGUCGGCCGUCACUGUCAGAAUCGACGACUGGGUACGAGGUGCCCGCGCAGGAGAUGGAGGAAGAGCAGCGCGAGUCCGGCUCGAUGGGCUGGCAUGUGUACAAGGCAUACCUAAAGGCGGGCGGGAGAACGCCGCGGCUGCUCUUCAUGAUCUUCCUGCUGGUCAUAGGACAGCUGUCCGCCACGCUCUGCGACUACUGGGUCACGUUCUGGACAAACGAAGUUACAAUACAGAAAGAAAAGGAGACGAACGGCACAACCAAAGAAUACGAUAACGUUAUAUCGCCAAAGAAUAGCACCUUUAAUAUAUCACAUUACUUCUCUGGGGUGACUUUAGACCCAGACCUAGACAUCCACGCGUACAUCGGUCCGCUAGACACAUCGCAGUACCUGUACGUGUACUCGGCGCUGAUCGUAUGCUGCAUUUUCUUCAUCACGGCGCGCGCGUUCAUGUUCUUCAAGGUGUGCAUGACCGUCUCCCGAAACCUGCACAACGACAUGUUCCACUCCAUGCUGAGAGGCGUCAUGCGGUUCUUCGAUACCAACUCCUCAGGACGUAUUCUUAAUCGCUUCUCCAAAGACAUCGGUGCUCUCGACGAGUUAUUACCACGUUUCCUUCUAGAAUGUAUUCAGAUAUACUUGGUGAUGUUCAGUAUCCUCGCUCUCAACGCAGCAGCUUUAAUAUGGACUCUUCUGCCAACUACUAUCAUUCUUCUUUUGUUCUACGUAAUUCUGCAAAUCUAUCUAAAAUCAGCACAGUCUAUUAAACGUCUUGAAGGCACAACGCGCAGUCCUGUAUUUUCACACAUGACGGCAACUCUUAAUGGAAUUAGUACCAUCAGAUCAUCAGGUGCACAACAAAGGCUGAUUCAAGAAUUUGACAAAUUCCAGGAUAUUCACACAUCUACAUGGAGCAGCUACUUAGCAAGCGGCGUCACUCUUGGUUUUUGGUUGGACUUCAUAUGCGUGUUAUAUUUGGCAAUAGUCAUAGUGGCUUUCUUAGUCAUCGACAGCAAAACAAUAUUUUCUGGUAACGUCGGUCUUGCCAUAUCACAGACGUUGAUUCUCACUGGAAUGCUCCAGUUUGGAGUACGUCAGACGGCUGAAGUAAUUUCUCAAAUGACUAGCGUCGAGCGCAUACUACAGUACACACACAUUGAAAGAGAACCGCAAUGGGAUAAAGGAGCGAGGGAAACUCCGAAAGAUUGGCCUUGGAAUGGACGCAUCGAAUUUCGAAAUUGCUUCAUGAAAUAUUCUCCGGAGGAUUUACCCGUGCUUAAAAAUCUUAACCUAAUUAUUGAGAGUGGAUGGAAGGUUGGUAUAGUAGGCAGGACGGGUGCUGGUAAAUCGUCACUUAUCUCUUCUUUAUUCCGGCUCGCUAUUGUGGAGGGAGAAGUGCUUAUUGACGACAUCGACACGGGAUACUUGGCUCUACAGGAACUGCGGUCGAAGAUAUCGAUAAUUCCUCAAGAGCCAGUACUAUUUUCUGCUACUGUGAGAUAUAACUUGGAUCCCUUCGACAACUAUUCUGAUGAAGAACUAUGGAAGGCUAUAGAAGCUGUGGAUUUAAAAGCAGCCAUCUCAGCUUUAGACUUCAAAGUCUCAGAGGGCGGGUCGAACUUCUCGCUCGGGCAGCGGCAGCUGGUGUGCCUCGCGCGCGCCAUCCUGCGCGGCAACAAGAUACUCGUGCUCGAUGAGGCCACCGCCAACGUCGAUCCUAAAACCGAUGAAUUCAUUCAAAGAACGAUCAGGGCACAGUUCGCGGAUUGCACGGUGCUGACGGUCGCGCAUCGACUCAACACAAUCAUGGACUCGGACCGUGUGAUGGUGAUGGACUCGGGCCGGCUGGUCGAAUUCGACCACCCAUACAAACUGCUCAACAACCCCGACGGACAUUUCACCAAAAUGGUCAAAGAAACCAGUGACAAAAUGUCAGCACAAUUGUAUCAGAUAGCAAAGAAUACAUACAUAAAAAACGUCGGCGGCAUUGAGUAGAUCCUACAUUGUAUGCCUCGUAUAUUUUGCCUUAGAACUGUAAUGUUUUGUAAACACGUAUAUUAUAUUAAGACUUUGACCGUCGUGUAUGGCACAAUGUAAGUAUUAGUGAAAACAUCUAACAUUUGGUAGCCAUUACAUUUAAUCCAAACUUAAGUAAUUCAUUAAAUUUAUAUUAUAGUUUAUAAGUAUUCCUAAUAAUUAAUUAAUUGGCCAAUAGUUAUAGCAUUAAGUACUGUUAUUUAUUUUUGUUAUAGACUUUUAUUGUAGGUAGUGUAUCCACUACAUUUCAUAAUGUUUAGAUAUACCCGUUAUAUACAAUGUUUUAUACAAUAUUCCUCAUGUAAAAUUGCUACUUCUUCAUCAAGGCCUAUAAAGGGUUUAAGUCAAAAAUAAAAACUAUUUUCAAUCUAAAAUAGUUUAGUUCGCACGGUAUAUCAUAUUUUUGUGCAUAAAAUAUUUCUACGUACUUGUAAAUUCGCAAAACUUCAAAUGUUAUAAUCCCGUGUAAGCAGCCAAAUACCGGUUAUUGCUUUGUGUCCAAAUUAAAAUAAAGAACUUUGUAAAACUUAUUUACCAGACAUAUUUGCACGUUUAUAGCCUGACCAAGAAAAUAAUAAACCUGCUUUGAGAGCGCCGAUUGCUUUUUAGUUUAAAGUGAAUGUCCUCAAUACAAGGAAAUAGUUUCAUCUUUUACUACAUCAUGACGAGGCUAUUUAUCUUCCUGAUCAAGCUAUAUAACUCGUAGUUAAUUGUUAGGUAAGUAUGUUGUACUAAUUUUCAUCUAUUUUUACUUGACUUAAAGAAACCCCAAAAAGCAAAUACAUAACAUUAAUAUUAGUGGAAGGAAAGAGAGGGCAAAAAGUAAAAAUUAUCCGAUGUCCUACGGCGAAUAUCCCUUAAAUAGGAGAAGGUGGUAAAUCAAAACUGGAGCAUAAAUAAUAGAAAGUACAGGGAAGUAUAAAAUUAAAUGUAAACAAUAUCAUCUUCUUACAUACUAAUAUCUUUAUUGUUCAUAUCUGUCAAUUACAUCAAAUGCAGUAGGUAGAGAUAAUUGAAUAAUGCCUAGAGAGUUGUUACAUUUUUUCGGUCUCUGAAUUAGAUACAAAUAAUUUUCGACACUGGGUACAUGUCUGGAAACGAAUAACGUACUUUCAGAGAGAAUUAACACUUCGGUCUGUCUUUUUGUUUGUAGAUAAUAUUAAUUCAUCGAGUAGACCUACAAGAAUGUUUGGCGUAUGGGCACUUCGAAAUAUUUAGAUUAAAGUAUGUUUUGUAAUGUAUGUAAUUGACCACUAGAAAUGCCAUAGAGGUUAACCUCGAAUAAAUAGAUAUUAAAUGUAAAUAAGCUUACA